Messenger RNA from Trichomycterus rosablanca, 1578 nucleotides. Its product is annotated as probable E3 SUMO-protein ligase RNF212. Gene Ontology annotation, biological process: homologous chromosome pairing at meiosis; reciprocal meiotic recombination; protein sumoylation. Lineage: Eukaryota; Metazoa; Chordata; Actinopteri; Siluriformes; Trichomycteridae. Gene Ontology annotation, cellular component: synaptonemal complex. The transcript has 13 exons. Bases 203 to 1108 code for a protein of 301 amino acids. Gene Ontology annotation, molecular function: SUMO transferase activity. The record is from RefSeq and is a predicted model, not a curated record.
CAAAUCAAGCUAACGUUAGCUAGUUCACUGAAGUACAUUAAGUAACUACAGAAUGUCAGAUAGACCUAAAUUGGUAUUUAAAUCUGGUUUUAGAUAGAUAAAGAUCAUAAGCAGGUAUUAAAGUAGUCCGUGUACUGUGUACAGAUAACUGAAAAGUGUUUUUUAAUGAAUUAGCUUGGUGCUUCUGGAAGGACGACAGAGGAUGUCGGACUGGAUCUGCUGUAACUUGUGCUUCAAGCCUCCAGGACGGGAGAGACAACUGGCUCUGACUAACUGCGGUCAUAUCAUCUGCAGUGUGUGCUUUCAAAAAGGAAAAGAAGACGAGUGCUUGAUCUGCAAGGCAAAAUGUCAGCUGUCUCCACUAUCAGACAAAAGCAGCUCCGAGGUCAAGGCACUCUUCUCAGACAUCGGCACGACUGCCGUUAAACGCUUCACAGAGAUAAGCAAGGUCCUGCAGUUCCAGUCGAGACACCAGAAAAGGUUGCUAGCGUACUAUCAGCAGAAGCAUGUCAAAAUGAAGGAGGCCGUCAUCAAAAUGCAAGAAGAGAUGCAACAAAUGUCCAAAAAGAUCACAGAGCAGAAAGCCUACAUAACAAAGUUAGAAUUAGUUCUUCAACAGCAAAGUUCCAGAUUGGUAUCUCAGUCUAACAGGGAUUUACACGCAUCAAACAGUUUCAAACCUGGCCAUUUUUCAUCUCCGUCUGUAUCACUGCCCUCAGUGACAAAAAUCCCGUACUCUUCUCCAGUGUCUCUGUCCCGUCAUGUAUCCACCACCAGCCUCAGUGAAAACAUGGAAAUUGAGAACAGGAGUUUCCCCGGGAAACCAUCAAUGUCUGGAAGCGUUCCCAGACUCUGUGUCAUCAGCCCACCACAAGAUGGCCGGAUAGGUACGGUACCUUACAGAAUAGCAGGCCAGAACGCCAUGGGCAGCCACUUGGUGCGAGGCACCCCUGUCAGCAGAGGACUCUCCAGUAGCCUGAAGGAACCGGCGCUGACCUCGCCCAGCAUUGCGCCAUAUCGCAGAGAGGCAGCGUGGGAAACGCCGGUAUUCAAAGUGCCUCCGACUUUCAGAUAUCCUUCCAUGUCCUCUCUGGGACCCCCGCCAUGACAUAUUCAAGCACGAUCUUAAAAUAUCAGCAGUGGCCGCAGAACAAGAGGGUCAUUCUUACACUGACCGCUACCCUGGAAACACAACAGAUUCACUGUAAUACAAGGUCAAGUUAAAGCUAAACCAUCUGCAGGAACACCAGAGAACGCACAUUCAUGCAUAUUUACAGAUCUCUAACUUCCCCUCAGCGGAUGCCCCCGUACUUUAGUUAACCCAGCACUUCGGGGUAUGAAAUAAUAGCUCUAAUGUUUUCUUUUCUUUUAACGUCUUCGUGUUCGCAGUAAUUAAUUACAGACCAGCGUGAGUGAGCUCUGAAUGGAUAUUAAUGCGCCGUCAUGUGAUUCGGUGUGUCAGCAGCACCUGAGCGUCUACGCAGACAGAUUCCUCCAACACACGAAUACCAUCAAUGAAUCAUUUAAACCUGGUCACUCAUUAUUCAUCUGAUAAAUUAAAGCCGUUUUAUGAAGUUG